AUGUUCACUACCUUCGUUAGCAUGCCGUCCACCACCUCUAGUACCUCUGCAUCUCCAGAACCUCCUCCACGACAACGUCCACGUCAAAAACGAAGUCAAGUGGCCAAAGCGUGCGAUUGGUGUCGAGUUCAUCGCAUCAAAUGCGAUAAUGAUCAUCCGUGUAACAACUGCAAAACCCGAGGGGGUAAUUGCAGUAAUAGCGGUGCCAUGAAGUUGGCAACACUUCCACACGCAUAUCGCGAGAUUGAACGUCUAAAGCAAAAGGUUCAAGAACUAGAGAAAGAACUUGAUAAAGAGCGCUCAAGCGACAAACAAAACAUGCAAAUGCUUCCUCCACACGGACUUCCUUCACCGCCGAACAGCAUAGGCAGUUCUCGGUCCGGACAUGACAUUGGAUUGAGCGGUAUGAGUGGUCUGAGUGGUAUGAACGGUCUUGAGUUCGAUGCCAAUACAAUCAAGAGGGAGUGGGAAGGUAUUCACAUUAGCACUGCACGUUCUCCACAAAAGACGUGGUAUGGCUCAGCAUCGCUGUACUAUUUCAUCGGGCGUCUUAAUACUUUCUUAACCGCUUCGCUGCACCAAAAACAUUCCGCUCAUGCCAUGUUACCGAAUUCGGCGAGUAAAGUACUCGAUGGACCGACUACUGCGGAUACAUCAGAUAACAAGAACGGACUAAUGGUCCCGAUAGAAGACCCGCUCAAUGUUGGCGACUAUCUUUCACCAACACAAGAAGAGUACUUUCUUGGUCUCUUCUGGCAAUCAUACUAUACCUCGAAUCCAAUCAUCGAUGAACAGGAAUUUAAGGAACACUAUCAAUCGUUAUGGAUAAAUUCGGACAAGGAGAGAAAGCCAUCCGCACUUGUCGAUAUCAUACUCGCAAUGUGUAUGCAGUAUGGCAUGUCUUUCCUGCCAAACAUAACACGCGCACAUAAUCCUAGCUCAAGAGCCAAUGUGAACGUCAAUGAUGCAACAAUUGCUGGCAGAUGGCAUUACCGACGCUGCCAGUCUCUUCUAGCUGCCGAUCUAGAAGCACCCACCAUAGCCACUCUUCAAUGCCAUAUCCUCUGCUCCAUAUAUCUCUGCUGUGGGUCAUUUCAGAACAUGGCAGACAGCGCCUGCAGUGCCGCUGUACGAACAGCCUACAUGCUCGGCCUGCAUGUUGAACCUCCCCAAGAAAUGCCAAGAAAAGAAAGAGAGCUACGAAAGCGUAUGUGGUGGACGCUGUACGUUUUGGAGAGCAAAAUGAGUAUGAAACUCGGUCGUCCAUUCUUGGUUCAUGAGUGCAAUACUACCUGUACACUUCCGACAGAUGAUCGCGACGUUGCUAUCGCUGCAGGACAGAGCUUUGCUCCUCUGGGUGAUAAUGUCACCUGGUUGACCUGGAAUCUACACAAUACCAAACUGCUACUGGUCGCCCGUUCGGCUUACUCUGCAUUUUAUGACACUCCAGUACCUAAUACGGUCAACGUAAGAGGAACGAUCUGGGAUGAUAUGCAGGCUCUUGGAUCAUAUGCGGAAAUGCUGGAACCACAUUUGGAGCGAAUGGAUGAAUGGCUCAGGGGCGUACCUAUGGCUCUCAAGACCGAUCGUCUCAACGGCGGAUCUCCCUUUUCCACAGACCUGUCUCAUAUCAAUAUAGAGCCAUUUGCACCACUUUGGCUUCAGCGUCAACGUCUCCUUCUCGAACUCAUGUAUCACAACUUGAGCACUAACCUGUGCCGACCAUUUAUCAUCUUCAGCCCAUCAGGCACACCUACCCCCCUCUCAGAACAAAUCGCUCUCAAAUGUGUGGGCCACGCCAUGCAGUUGACGCACAUAAUGCACCAUGUCAUCUUGUCGACGUCGAUCCUAGCAGGUUGGCAAGAAUCCUUCCAAUGGCAAUGGAAUUGCGCAAUGACACUCGUCGGUUAUAUCUUCGCAUAUCCACACGGCACACAAACCCGAGCAGCACGAGGUGCUCUCGACCUCGCUAUUGCUGUCUUUGACAACUUCGGGAAUAAUUUUGCCCAAGCCGCGAGCGCUGCUAACGUCAUGACUGAACUCAGUGCUAAAGUCGAUAUUCGUCUUGCGCAAACAUAUGAGAAACAGAUGAUGGUGCAACAGUCAAAAGCGAUUAUCAAACCCGAAGAAACACAGUCUGUCAUCAGUGCAGGAGACUCUGGCUAUGAAAGUCUUCUCGACGAUAGCUUCACUGGCAUGCAAGGUGUAGAUUCGUUGACUUUUGACAACGAGACAAAUGCAGAACUGCAAGAUAUAUUGGCUCAAUCUAUAGAUAUGACAUUCCCAGCAGAUUCAUAUACAGACUUUGAGAUGUUAUGGGCGAAUAUGGGGACGAUAUUUCCUGAAUAA
This is a messenger RNA of Sclerotinia sclerotiorum 1980 UF-70, 2349 nucleotides long. RefSeq lists its product as hypothetical. Gene Ontology annotation, cellular component: nucleus. Bases 1 to 2349 code for a protein of 782 amino acids. Lineage: Eukaryota; Fungi; Ascomycota; Leotiomycetes; Helotiales; Sclerotiniaceae. The transcript has a single exon. Gene Ontology annotation, biological process: positive regulation of transcription from RNA polymerase II promoter by galactose; DNA-templated transcription. The record is from RefSeq and is a predicted model, not a curated record. Gene Ontology annotation, molecular function: RNA polymerase II cis-regulatory region sequence-specific DNA binding; zinc ion binding; DNA-binding transcription factor activity, RNA polymerase II-specific.